GCCGCACCCCCUGCACACGGUACCGGUCGCCGUCGAAGCUGGGUGCACGGAGGACGCACUGUGGCCUGGAAAGGUUUUGCUGGCGUAAAAAGAAACAGACGGUUCCCAGGUCCUGCUCAGCUCUUCCCAACGUCAGCGAAGCCAUGGGAACCUGCCGCGCCCAGUGUGUCCUGCUCGGCUUUCUUCUCAUCGCCUCGCACUGGACGCUGGUCCAAAACAUCUCCUGCGAGGUGAGUCAAACCCUGAGUCUGGAAGACGACCCAAGCCGUACCUUUAACUGGACUUCACAGGCCGAGAUAUGCAAUCCUGGAGAAUUUUGCCAAGAAACGGUACUGUUGAUUAAAGCAGAAGGAACCAAGACCGCCAUCUUGGCCAGUAAGAGCUGUGUCCCUCAAGGAACAGAGACAAUGACGUUCGUCCAGUACACCGCGCCUCCUGGACUGAUCUCCAUCUCUUACAGCAACUACUGCAACGACUCCCUCUGCAACAACAAGGAAAACCUAGCGUCAAUCUGGCGAGUACCAGAGCCCACAGCAACCACCAACAUGUCAGGAGCCCGCCACUGCCCAACAUGUCUGGCCCUGGGGCCCUGUGCCAGUGCCCCCUCUAUGCCCUGUGCCAAUGGCACAACUCAGUGCUAUCAAGGAAGACUUGAAUUCUCUGGAGGAGGCCUGGACUCCAUUUUGCACGUUAAAGGCUGCACCACGAUGAUCGGCUGCAGACUGAUGGCCUCGAUAGUCUCAGUGGGACCCAUGACAGUGAAGGAGACCUGUAGUUACCAGUCACUCCUUCAACCCCGACUGGCAGAAACCGGGGCCUCCUGGAUGCCCACCUCAGUGUGGGUGCUGGAGCUGCUGCUUCCAGCACUGCUGCUGCCCCUCACCCACUGCCCCUGAGAGGACACUGGGGGUCGGGGAGGCCGUGGCCCCAGGCACUGGGCCUUUGGCCAGGAGGGAGCCUUCUGUCUGCUGAUACCAAUUGGAAGAAAUGAGGGUGGAGUUGAAGAACGGAGAACGUGGGUGCAUGUGCAUUUGAUACAAAUAAUAAAAUUAGUGAUUUGUUAUUAAA
Apodemus sylvaticus (European woodmouse) is the source of this 1068-nucleotide messenger RNA. RefSeq names its product testis-expressed protein 101-like. Gene Ontology annotation, cellular component: plasma membrane raft; plasma membrane. The transcript is spliced from 6 exons. Bases 144 to 896 code for a protein of 250 amino acids. The record is from RefSeq and is a predicted model, not a curated record. Lineage: Eukaryota; Metazoa; Chordata; Mammalia; Rodentia; Muridae. Gene Ontology annotation, biological process: regulation of flagellated sperm motility; binding of sperm to zona pellucida.